AGUCUCCGCUAAAUGGGGUUUGAAUCACGGCUAAAUAAGUUCGAUCGAUGGUGGCAAAUAGGUUAUAAAUUGCUGGCUGGAAUUUAAGCAAGUCAAAGUAAUAAAAGAACCAACAUGAUGAAUGUAAUAAUAAAUAAUUGCAAACGAACAGUCGCAAAUUUAUUGAGAGAUGCUGGUAAUCUUUCGAGAAGGAACGCUACUACUGUAACCGACUAUAAAAUCACCUGGACACGACCUGAACCAGUCUCGCCUCUUUCGCCUGAAAAAAGUGGCGAUAAGGGAUUAAAAAUUGAAGUCAAGCCAACAGAUAUUGCCAGAGGUUACGCGGAAUCAUCUGAAUUGAAAGAUGCCAGCGACAUGGUUAAAAAAAUGUUCACCUUACAAUUCCUAUAUCCUGAUAAAACAAAAAGCAUGAAGCAGGCGAAAAUUCUGGAUUUGGUAAAGAGGCAUGAAUUUGAUAGGGCAUCGCCAGAAGUUCGAAUUGCUAAUUUCACUAUCCGAAUACUUGAGUUGCAAGAGUAUUUAAAAGAACAUCCCAAGCAUUCAGCAGCAAAAGUUCAUUUGAAAAUAGCGAUUGAUAGGCGAAAAAAAUGGUUGAAACAUUUGCGAACCUGGGAUUAUAGACGUUUUGAAUGGGUUUUGGAGAAACUCAAUCUUGUUUAUACACCAUUACCCGAGCCACCAUUGCAGAUUACUAGAAAAGAUUCUUUAAGACGUUUAACAGAAAAGCAUUGUGACAAACUCAAGCAGGAUAAAUUAAACAUUUACAAAAAGGAAUUGAAAAUGUUACAAAAGCAGUUUUAUGUAGAGAAGGCGGAGAAGCUUGCGUUUAUUAGGGAGGAAGAAUUAACAUGUGGAUUACAGCCAUCAGUGAGUGAAGAGGAUGUUGCAAAAGCUAAGGAAAAAGCAAAGGAAUACCAAACAUAAAUAUAUAUUUUUACUAUAUUAUAAUUUAAAAACGACAUACGAAAUUAAACGAUUUACGAGAUAU
This is a messenger RNA of Formica exsecta, 991 nucleotides long. It is a transcript of the gene bonsai, whose product is annotated as 28S ribosomal protein S15, mitochondrial. Bases 115 to 927 code for a protein of 270 amino acids. The transcript is spliced from 4 exons. Lineage: Eukaryota; Metazoa; Arthropoda; Insecta; Hymenoptera; Formicidae. Gene Ontology annotation, biological process: translation. Gene Ontology annotation, cellular component: ribosome. Gene Ontology annotation, molecular function: structural constituent of ribosome. The record is from RefSeq and is a predicted model, not a curated record.